AUGGCCUGCCUUGCGAAAUUCAGAAACUUGGUCGUCUUCACCGUUCUUUUCUACGGCUUGUACCUUUUCACCUACAAGUGUCCCCAGGUGGUGGACCAUCCAAUUGAGCUGUCGGCAAAGUCCAUCUUCAGCCCUCUUGCCUCCACACACAAACACUUGUGUGGCCACUUGAACCAUGGCCACCAGGUUGCUACUCCUUACAUUGGUAAGGUUCACCAGUUCUUGGAUGACCACGUCCACUCGACUGCUUUCUUCAAGGACAACAAGAUUGAGGACAAGAUCCAGUGUGCCAAGGGUAAGUUCAACACCCACGUCCACCCAUACGUGGUGAAGGUCUGGGAAGGCGUUGAGUUCGUCGAGGCUCAGGCUUUCGACCUUGGCUACAAGGCUUACGGUCACGCUGAACAGCACUUCCACAAGACUAUCCAGCCAAAGGCUGAGGAGUUCAAGGACGCUGUCGUUAACCAGGCCGAGGCUGUCAAGGAUGAGGUCCAUGAAAACUUCGAGUGA
Molecule: messenger RNA, 510 nt
Organism: Candidozyma haemuli
Lineage: Eukaryota; Fungi; Ascomycota; Pichiomycetes; Serinales; Metschnikowiaceae
Exons: 1
Coding region: 1-510 (169 amino acids)
Source: RefSeq, a predicted model, not a curated record